UUUUGUAGUUAAAAAAAAAAAAAAAAAAAAAAACACGUAAAGUAAAAUGAAAAUGUACCAUCUUAACCGCUUUUAAGUGCUUACUGGCAUUAAGUACGUUCGCGGUGUCAUGCCACCAUCCAUCUCCAUCUUGCAAAGCUGGUUUAGUGAGGCGCUGAGAGCGUGGGCUGCUGGACUCACAUCCUGGCUCUGCCACGCACAGCUGUGUGGCUUGGGCCAUCGCCUAACCUCUCUGUGACCCUCAUGUCUUGUCUCUAAGAAGGGAUAACUGCUUAAAGAACUUUUUCAUCUUGCAAACUGGAAACUCUGUACCCUUUCAACCCCCCGCCGCCAGCCCUGACAGCCACCCUUCUGCUUUCUGUCCCUAUGAGUCUGACCACUUACCCGCCUCUGUAAGUGGGUCACAUGGGCUUAGCCAGGCUGCGCCUGCCCCUCCCUGAGUGCAGCGUCCUCCAGGGUCAUCACGUCGGAGCAGGGGUCAGGGCUUCGUCCUCGCUCGGGCUGGAUUGCACCGUGUGGAUGUGUUUUGUCUGCCUGGUCAUCAGGCUGGCGGGUCGCUUGAUGCCAGACUGUGGGGCAGAAGUGGUCAACAGUGGUGUCUCCCCACUGCCCUUCCCUCCGGGAGGCUGCAGACGCCUCUGUGCUCUGAGUACCAGGUGCCAUGAGGAGCAGGGAGGAUGGAGCCCUGCUCUUCCCCGCCUGUCCAGUACCAAACGCGUGUCCCUAGAGCCCAGCCCUCAUGACAGUCCCCAGGAGGGUGUGCCUGGCCAGCCCAGAGGUGGGGCAGGAGCCUGGCCAGGGAAGAGCAUGCCAGGCAGAGGCACCAGGUGGGGUCGCCUGCCCUGCUCCCUCCAGAACCCCACCCGGGACCCUUCCUCGCAGAGCCUGUCCCUGGGCCGGGAGCCCUGCUGACCCAGGAGCCCUGUGCGCAGGGCCAGCCCCUCUGCACGCAGCUCCGCGGUGCUCAGCCCCGUCUCAGCCGUCGUGCUGCCCUGCUGCCGGCUGUAUAGUGCACGGCCUGUAAAACAGACAGAGUGUCGGCGGGAUCUACCGUCUGGGGGCCGAGCUUAGGGACCCUCCAUCCGUCUUGCCUCUCAGGGGGAGCACGUGCUGCCCACUCGGGCUCACAGGCCUUCUUGGGCUGGACCCCCUGCAUCUCCUGCAACACUUUCCCUGAACUGUCUCUCAUCAGGCAGUGGGAGCAGCUGACACGCAGGGGUGGGGGGACGAGGGACCCGGCAGGAGUAACAGGAAACAGAGGUGGUGAGAGCAGCUUUCCGGGAGCCCUUUCCUGCUUCCAGGGGGAAAGGGCAUGAAACGAGCAGCCCGGGGUCGAUGGUCCCACACCCCCAAGCUCAGCCCGAAGGAGGAGAACCGCAGCUCUGACAGCUCUGGAGACAGGAGGAGAGACGGGGGACCCCUGACCUUCUGAAAUCCCCGGUCCUGCCCUGGGUGCGAAUCUUGGAGGUUGGGUAGGGACACAGGACUAAUGCGGGGGGACAGGAAGGUGUCCCAACACCAGGGCAGGCCCAGCUCAGUUUCCAAAUGUGUAAAAGAGGAACAGAAAAGCGGUGCCCACCCAGGGAGCUGCGUGAGCCCACGGCAGGCAGCCCGCGGCCAGGAGCCCGGACGUCCCGCUCAGCACACCGCCACGGAGCCCACGCCCCGUGGACCACCCUCCUCGGCACAGCCUUGUCCUUGGGAGGGAGGAAUCUGCUAGAAGAACUGCCCAGAGGCCAGUCAAUGCUGACCCGGGGGGAGCUGAGGUGCCCUGGCUUCCCUUUCUCUUCCAGACACUUGGACUCGGCUGGAUUCAAACAACAUGGUUGCUGCUAUAAUUUCUAUUACAGUUGACGUCGCCCAGCAUUCGUGGUGCUCCCUGUGGGCCAGGCGCCAUGAUAGUGUUUUCCAUGGACCCCUCAUUUGAUCGCAGAGUGGCCUGGUGUCCACCCCGCAGGGUUCCUGACCCACCUCAGAAGGCAGCACCCACCAGACUCCGGUAGGGCCGGACUCCGCAGACCUGCUUCGGCAAUGGGUAACGAGGAGCUGUGGGCCCAGCCAGCCUUGGAGAUGCCGAAGAGACGGGACAUCCUUGCGAUUUUCCUCAUCGUGCUGCCUUGGACGCUGCUGGUCACCGUGUGGCACCAGAGCACCAUCGCGCCCCUGCUCACCGCACACAAGGAUGACGGCAGCGAUCCCCGACGCGAGGCGCCACCCGGCGUGGACCCCAGGGAGUACUGCAUGUCCGACCGCGACAUCGUGGAGGUGGUGCGCACCGAGUACGUGUACACGCGGCCCCCGCCCUGGUCCGACACGCUGCCCACCAUCCACGUGGUGACGCCCACCUACAGCCGCCCGGUACAGAAGGCUGAGCUGACGCGCUUGGCCAACACACUGCUGCACGUGCCCAACCUGCACUGGCUGGUGGUGGAGGACGCACCGCGCCGCACGCCGCUGACCGCGCGCCUCCUGCGCGACACCGGCCUCAACUACACGCACCUGCACGUGGAGACGCCGCGCAACUACAAGCUGCGCGGGGACGCGCGCGACCCGCGCAUCCCGCGGGGCACCAUGCAGCGCAACCUGGCCCUGCGCUGGCUGCGUGAGACCUUCCCGCGCAACUCCAGCCAGCCUGGCGUCGUGUACUUCGCGGACGACGACAACACCUACAGCUUGGAGGUUUUCGAGGAGAUGCGCAGCACCAGGCGGGUGUCCGUGUGGCCCGUAGCCUUCGUCGGCGGCCUUCGGUACGAGGCCCCGAGGGUCAAUGGGGCCGGGAAGGUGGUCGGCUGGAAGACUGUGUUCGACCCCCACCGGCCGUUUGCAAUAGACAUGGCGGGGUUUGCGGUCAACCUGCGGCUCAUUCUGCAGCGAAGCCAGGCCUACUUCAAGCUCCGCGGCGUGAAAGGAGGCUACCAGGAAAGCAGCCUCCUGCGAGAACUUGUCACCCUCGGUGACCUGGAGCCCAAGGCGGCCAACUGCACCAAGAUCCUGGUCUGGCACACACGGACUGAGAAGCCGGUGCUGGUGAACGAGGGGAAAAAAGGCUUCACUGACCCCAUGGUGGAGAUCUGAGCCCCAGGACACAGGAGCCCUCUUCUCAGACCUGCUCCUGGCCACCUGUGCUCCCCACGCGGGUGGUCCCUCCGAGGCGGACUCCUGUGGAAUCGCCGUCACCCUCCUUUCUACUCUGGGGCCUUCAGAGAGACCAGCCUGAUGCCAGGACAAAGGACGGAGACCCUAAAGCACAGAAAACCCAGACCUGUUGUUCUGUUCCAUCUGCCCUGGCAGGGCCGGCCGGGGCAGACACCUUGGGCCCCAAGCCCGGGAGUGAUGCCAGGCUGGGAGGGGGCGAAAGACCCCAGCAGUCCAGCAGAGGGCUCCCCAGCUCCCCCUCGAGGCCCCACGACCACACAGGACACCUGGCCAGGGACUGCGAAAGACGGCAAGCAGCCCCCACCCCCGGCAUCAGGAACGAGCUGCUCCGAGGAGAUGCAGCCCCUCCGGCCCGCUUUCCUCUGGCUCCUGCUUGCGGAGCGUAAGGCUGUCUGUGCUCCCGGCAGGCGGCCAGCCCUGUGCGCGGGGAGUCAGGCUGCCAGAGGGCUGCUCUCCCCAUACCUCAACCUCGUGGAGGGAGCAGAGCGCCCUCCCUGGCUCUUGUCCCAGCGCAAGGAAGGAGGUGGGCCCUCCACCCAGCACAGGGUAUAGACCACACGGCACCUCCCCAACGCCCACUGGGCUCCGGGCCCCUCGCCUGGGCUGGGACUGGGGAAGCAGGAGCCCCCAACCCAGAGCCAUGAGAACCACAGGCCUCAGGGGCUCAAGGGAGCAGGUGGGCCAGGAGGAGAGAGGAGGGGCCCGGGCGGUCCCAGGGCUCCUCCCUGCCCCUGGCUGGGGGACUCCGGAUUAGUAGAGGGGUUUAAGGAAGGGGGCAGAGAUGAUCUGAACCCCGAGGGCAGGAUACCUGAGCACACACUGCUUUGGAAACCAUGCGAUUUACACACCGAGUGGGAAGUAAAACCUCCCUUCUCCCUAAACUGGGGGCGCGAAGAGCAAGCCGGCCUCACGUCCGGCCGCCCGGCCGCCCCAGACAAGGAACCGUGUGCGGCCCUCAGCCAGGAGGAGAGGUGCCUGUCUCCCUGGCUUCCCGACGGGGCCGGCCCUCUGCCGGUCUCCACUCACACUCCUGAGCGUUGGAAG
Messenger RNA from Aethalodelphis obliquidens (Pacific white-sided dolphin), 4200 nucleotides. RefSeq names its product beta-1,3-glucuronyltransferase 1 (gene B3GAT1). The transcript is spliced from 7 exons. Gene Ontology annotation, biological process: chondroitin sulfate proteoglycan biosynthetic process; carbohydrate metabolic process. Bases 2032 to 3075 code for a protein of 347 amino acids. Gene Ontology annotation, molecular function: galactosylgalactosylxylosylprotein 3-beta-glucuronosyltransferase activity. NCBI's taxonomy places the organism in Eukaryota, Metazoa, Chordata, Mammalia, Artiodactyla, Delphinidae. The record is from RefSeq and is a predicted model, not a curated record. Gene Ontology annotation, cellular component: Golgi membrane.